This is a messenger RNA of Colletotrichum graminicola M1.001, 3150 nucleotides long. RefSeq lists its product as uncharacterized. Lineage: Eukaryota; Fungi; Ascomycota; Sordariomycetes; Glomerellales; Glomerellaceae. The transcript has 6 exons. The coding region runs from base 1 to 3150 and encodes 1049 amino acids. Gene Ontology annotation, molecular function: protein binding. The record is from RefSeq and is a predicted model, not a curated record.
AUGGAUGCAUCAACUCUGCCGGCAACCUUUGCGACAUCGUCGAACGCGCUGUCGAUCGUGGAGAGGAUCAGUGCAAGCCCUCAAGGGUUGUGCCGCUUUAAGAGCUUCCUGGACAUUGGUUACGUUCGUCUCGCUGAGGCUCUGAGAUUGCAUACGGACCGAGUGAAGGACAUGGGUCUGCACUCUCGAGAAGCGCUAUCGGGCGUGGCUCCUCGACCACUAAACUAUCUCACCUGGUCGGAGUGGUCUUUUGGGCCCGGCGGCCGCAACCUCCUCUGGAUUAAAGGCAAGCCGGGCUCUGGAAAGUCGACACUAUUGAAGAAAACACUUAGACGCCUGGAGGCUGCCGGCCUGCCCUCUUCUGUAUUAGUCGCUAGCUUCUUCUUUACGGCUAGGAGUAACGUCAAGUUGCAAAAUUCAGCGCUCGGGCUGUUCCAGGCAAUACUCUACACCCUCCUUACAGAAGACAAGGCCCUGCUGUCCGCCUUCAUCCCGGUGUACCGUAGAAAGUGCGCCGCGCACGAGGGCCGGAGGAAGUGGCAGGAAGAGGAGCUUCGAGCGUUUUUCAAGUCGGCGUACUCGGGGGAAUAUCCCGGCAUCAAGAACGCCGUGGGCGUUAUCGAUGCUCUCGACGAGGUCCGCUCGGAAAGCUACGACGAAGCGUACCGAGUGGCUCAAGACUUCGUUAGUUUCUUCAAAGACCUGACCGAAAAGGGGAAACUGAAAGUAUGCCUUUCGAGCCGGCAUUUUCCCAACUUCCAGGUCGCUGACUGCGAUCAAAUCGUUGUCGAGGAUUUCAACAAGGACGACAUUGUAAGGUUCGUCAACGGCAAGUUCCCCAACCCUCAAAACCCUGCCAGAGCCAACAGGCUUGCGGAAAGGGUCGCGGAACAGGCUAACGGGGUCUUCAUAUGGGUCACUGUCGUCGUUGGGAGACUGAAAUCCGGCUUGGAUAAUGGGAUGACGGACCCGGGACUGGAGCGGGUCUUGGAAGAAUUACCUUCGGAGCUGGAGAAGCUGUUUGAGGGCGUGCUUGACAGUGCCAUGAGUAGGGCCAAAAUGCGGAAGGCCGAGGAAAUCUUCCAGUGGGUUCUGCUGUCCCAGCGACCACUGGAAAAGGACGAGCUACAGCAUAUCCUAACCAUUAGCCGCCACCAGGACGAUGGAUCGGCGGCGACGACGGCCUCGAUCGAACAUUGGUCUACAUCCAAAGAUUGUCUGAACGGAGACCCAGAAAAGUUCUUAAUGCAGCUGCGGCUGCAUACCAGAGGCCUUGCUGAAGUCGUCCUGCUGCGCGAAUCGUCUGAGUAUGAAGAGAGCCUGGAGUCUCUCGAGGAGGCUCUUUGGCAGGAUACUGAUGACUAUGAAGACCCUAUGGUUUCGGGUUAUGGAAUAAAAGCGCCCUGGAGAAAUGAUUGGUCGCCCGUUCAGUUCAUCCACGAGUCCGUCCGUGAAUUCCUCCUGCUAGACAACGGGCUGUCCUUCUUGCAGGUCGACGGGAUUCAACGUUCGCUAUCCGAAAGACAUGAGAUACUGGCAGAGUGCUGCGUGGCCUGCAUUCUUCAGGGCAGUCACUUCCUACAGAUAUAUCAACCGGGCAAAGUGCAAGGAACACGCGCCCUUUCCGAAACUGACCUUCCUUUUCUUCACUAUGCUCUCUCUGGCGUCUUCUAUCACGCCCGGCAAGUUGAGCGUAGCGGAAUGUUAGCGGAGAAGGUGAUGCGCCAACUCGCGGACGUGCGGCGGACAUUCUGGAUGGCAUGGCAAUUCGUUGCAUCCAUGGAUAGCCAAGGAGAAGACGCCUGGAAUUCUCGUACUCCCACCCUGCUUCACCUGAUCGCUCAUCACCGGAUGUUCCUUUCCGCCUCUUUUGUACUGAAACUGGGAUUCGACAUCGGCGCGCAAGACGGCCGCGGUGAUUCGGCUUUGCACUGCGCAGCUCGCGGCGGAAUCGUUGAGACGGCCCAGUUUCUGAUAGGCGACCAAGUUGGCAAUGGACUCGGCGCUGCAAACGUCAACCUGGAAAACAAGUGCGGAGAGACUGCUCUUCACCUCGCCAUAAAAUCCGAAGAAGUCGGAAUGGUUGAGCUACUGCUCCGGCAUGGAGCCAACACAAGUAUCCAAAACAAAAGAGGAGAUGCCGCCAUGCACAUCGCUCUCGGAACGACGGGUUGUUCGAUAGUACAAAUGCUUGUCAAGUACGGCGCCGAUGUCCAUUUGCGGAACCGCACCGGAGAGAUGGCCGUCCAUAUAGCAUCUAGGAUACCAAACGUCUCGAUACUGGAGUCGCUUAUUCAACAGGGCGGCGACAUUAACGCUAAAGACAGACGUGGAAUGACUCCGAUCCACCACAGGAUCAAGCACAAUUUUGAGAUGCGACCCCUCGUCCGGUUGGGAGCCGACGACCUGAUGUUCAUCAAAGACUCCCACGGCAUGACGGCAUUUCACUACGCGGCCGGAAAGACGUCUGCCGCGAUGAUGCGGCGGUUCUUAGCCCUUGUUCAGGGGCAGAGCAAGCGCUCCAGGCUGCUGUCAUCACAAGAUCGCUUCGGACAGACGGCGCUACACUUAGCUGCCAAGAGAGACAACUUGAAUAUAUUCCGCGUGCUCCUCGAAGCAGGCGCAAACCUGGAGCUCUGUGACAAGAACGGAAUAAAACCUGUCGACUAUGCAGCAGACAAGGUAUCGCGGGAGCCGUCGCUAGAGCGGCAGCUCUUUCUCUUAGGGUACCGGCGAAUACUGAGGCGCCAGAACGGCCGAAUGGUUUCCGGUCAACCCGAGGACCUCGGCCUUAACCCGGAAGGCUACGCCCUGUUUAUGGCUGACGUAUUGGCAUUCAUCCACUGGUCUGCCAGAGUCGACGCCAACGACGUCGAAUUCGUGCUGUCACAGAACCGUCCCCCCGCAACACCGGAGGCGGAGGCACCGGCCUGCAAGAGCUUCUGGCGCAACGACCUGUACUACCCUCGUCCAGGCAGCGAUAACAAGAACGACCAGAGGCUGUGGGAUAUCUUUCAGGGCCGCUUUCUUGAGACCAGCGGUCGCCUCCUGGAGGAAGAGCCCGAUGCUGUGAGGCAGCUGCCGCAGCGGCUUGUCGAGUUGAUUGGCCAGGCUAGGGGGAAGUUUUCUAGGGGGAUAGACGUAUGGUGA